Messenger RNA from Oncorhynchus keta (chum salmon), 6060 nucleotides. Its product is annotated as zinc finger SWIM domain-containing protein 6. The record is from RefSeq and is a predicted model, not a curated record. Bases 358 to 3762 code for a protein of 1134 amino acids. The transcript is spliced from 14 exons. Lineage: Eukaryota; Metazoa; Chordata; Actinopteri; Salmoniformes; Salmonidae. Gene Ontology annotation, cellular component: Cul2-RING ubiquitin ligase complex.
AAUAUCCAUGGGCGCCAACCAAUUUCACUACACCGUCUUUAAAUCCUGAACGAAAAAGAUACGUUUUCCCGGCCCCCUCUCAGCUCCUGUCCGAGCCGUCCGCCUCACAAAGGAUUUGCAGACGUUCGGGAAUUCCGCGUUUCAUUCCUUUUUUUAGAGCAGGAUAGGCCCGCCCCUUUCUUCAUUUGUCAACACAAAGAGGAUUUGACAACACUGCGAAAGGACCGCCCAUCAUGCCCAAAUAAGGUUAAUUUGCCCAUACACGGCAAACAAUCGAUUUGAGUGUAACAUUUUCCCUUCCUUAUCCCGUUUAUAUGGUAGGUUCACUUCCGCCGUUGAUGUUAAAGCAGUGCUAUCAUGGCGGAGCGCGUUCAGCAGCCCCCAGCCAAACGGCUCUGCUGUAGACCGGGUUAUAAUACGAAUUGUAGACAGGGACAACGGGCCGGGGGUACGUUAUGUGGCGGUUCGGGUGCGGCCCAAGGUGGGUCGAGCAAAACCCUGAGUCCGGAGUCUCUGUUGGAUAUCUCGGCCCGGAAAGUGGCCGAGAAGUGGCCGUUUCAACGGGUAGAGGAGCGUUUUGAACGGAUCCCGGAGCCUGUACAGAGAAGGAUCGUUUACUGGUCGUUCCCCAGGAGUGAACGGGAGAUCUGCAUGUAUUCUUCGUUCAAUACGGGGGGAGAGGACAGUGGAACUAGCGGGGAAAAUAGUGAUGAGACGCGGCUGCCUUUCAGACGAGGUAUCGCUCUGUUGGAGAGCGGCUGUGUGGACAACGUAUUGCAAGUCGGGUUCCACCUCAGUGGAACGGUAACAGAACCGGCCACAGCGUCGGAACCCGAGCUCGUCUGCAGUGUGAGUGUCAGCUUCGACCGCUGCAAGAUCACCGCAGUAACGUGCGGCUGCGGCAACAAGGACAUAUUCUACUGUGCCCACGUUGUAGCGCUGGCCCUGUACCGCGUACGGAAGCCCGAGCAGGUCAAACUACACCUGCCCAUCUCAGAGACUCUGUUCCAGAUGAAUAGAGACCAGCUGCAGAAGUUUGUCCAGUACCUGAUAACAGUACACCACACCGAGGUGUUGCCCACUGCUCAGAAACUAGCUGAUGAGAUUCUGUCUACCAACUCUGAGAUCAACCAGGUCCACGGGGCCCCGGACCCCACGGCAGGGGCCAGUGUAGAUGAUGAGAACUGUUGGCACCUGGAUGAGGAGCAGGUUCAGGAGCAGGUGAAACUCUUCCUCUCACAGGGAGGUUACCACGGCUCUGGGAAACAACUCAACCUUCUCUUCAGCAAGGUGAGAGAGAUGUUGAAGAUGCGUGACUCCAACGGUGCCAGAAUGUUAACGCUGAUCACAGAACAGUUUAUGGGCGACCCUCGCCUGGCUCUGUGGAGACAACAGGGAACCACCAUGACUGACAAAUACAGACAGCUGUGGGAUGAGCUAGGUGCCCUGUGGAUGUGUAUUGUGCUCAACCCCCACUGUAAGUCGGAGCAGAAGUGUGUGUGGCUGAGACAGCUGAGACGGUGGAACGGUGUUGACGUGUGUCCCUGGGAGGACGGAAACCACGGAAACGAACUGCCGAACCUCACACACGCACUGCCGCACGGCAACCCAGACUCGUCGUCUCGUCCUCACAGGACAGUGUUUACGAGGGCCAUCGAGGCCUGCGACCUGCACUGGCAGGACACGCACCUGCAGCGCAUCAUCACACAUGACCUUUACACGCACUCACACGCACACUGUCACCACGACAACCAUGGCAGUGCAGGGGCACUGUUCGACGCCCGUGGCUGGCCCCUCUGGCAUGAGCACAUCCCUACAGCGUGUGCGAGGGUGGAUGCGCUGCGGUCACAUGGUUAUCCCAGGGAGGCCUUGCUGUUGGCCAUCGCUAUCGUCAACACUCUCAUACGGCAGCAACAGAAACAUCUUGAGCUCUUCCGCAGCCACAAAAAAGAGCUGCUCCAUAAAGGCAUGACAUCUGUCACCAACAUGGAGGGCUGGGUGGGACACCCCCUGGACCCUAUAGGCACUCUGUUCAGCACCUUACUGGACACGGGACGGGGAGACGAGGAGGGGCGCAACGCCUUCCUAGACUUCUCAGGCUCUGUGAGUUCAGCCAAAAGGUCGGAGACCCACCACUUCCCAGCACAACGCUUACUGGACGAUGGCCAAUCGUUCGUAGCACUAGCCGUAGAGACUGCUCUGAUCGGCUUAGGGCAACAGAGGGUGAUGCCCGACGGCCUAUAUGCCCAGGAGAAGGUGUGUCGCAACGAAGAGCAGCUAUUGGCCAAGCUCCAGGAAGUGGAACUGGACGACGCACUGGUCAAGAUCUUCCGCAAGCAAGCAAUCUUCCUGCUAGAAGCUGGUCCAUACAGUGGUCUAGGAGAGUUGCUCUACAGAGAGAGUGUUCCCAUGCAUACCUUUGCCAAGUAUCUCUUCACCUCCCUACUACCUCACGACACAGAACUGGCGUACAAAAUUGCACUGAGAGCCAUGAGGUUACCGGUCCUGGAAUCCAUGGCUCCAUCAGGUGAUUUGUCCAGACCUCACCAUAUAGUGUCAAUGGUCCCAAAUCGCUACCCUCGCUGGUUCACUCUGUCUCACAUAGAGUCACAACAAUGUGAACUGGCCUCCACCAUGCUCACCGCAGCUAAAGGCGACGGGCGUAAGUUAGAAACGGUGUUAGAGUCCAUCCAGAAGAACAUCCACUCCUCGUCUCACAUCUUCAAACUGGCUCAGGACGCCUUCAAGAUCGCUACUCUGAUGGACAGUCUACCGGACAUCACACUGCUCAAGGUCUCACUGGAGCUGGGUCUUCAGGUGAUGAGAAUGACUCUGUCCACGUUGAACUGGAGGAGGAGAGAGAUGGUACGGUGGCUUGUCACCUGUGCCACAGAAGUUGGUGUGUAUGCGUUGGAUAGCAUCAUGCAGAGUUGGUUCACCCUGUUCACCCCGACCGAGGCCACAAGCAUCGUUGCCACCACCGUCAUGUCCAACACCACCAUCGUCCGCCUGCACCUGGACUGUCACCAGCAGGAGAACCUGGCCUCCUCCGCCCGGACCCUGGCCCUGCAGUGUACCAUGAAGGACCCCCAGAACUGUGCCCUCUCUGCCCUCACGCUCUGCGAGAAGGACCACAUCGCCUUCGAGACAGCCUACCAGAUCGUCCUGGACGCGGCCGUCACGGGGAUGAGCUACACACAGCUCUUUACAAUAGCCAGGUACAUGGAGCACAGAGGAUAUCCCAUGAGGGCUUACAAGCUGGCCACGCUAGCCAUGGCCCACCUUAACCUCAGCUACAACCAGGACACCCACCCGGCUAUCAACGACGUGCUGUGGGCCUGCGCUCUGAGCCACUCUCUGGGGAAGAACGAGCUGACUGCCGUCAUCCCCCUGGUGGUGAAGAGCGUGAAGUGCGCCACUGUACUGUCAGACAUUUUGAGACGGUGCACGUUGACCACGCCGGGCAUGGUGGCGCUGCACAGCCGCAGGAACUCUGGGAAGCUGAUGUCGCUGGACAAGGCGCCGCUCAGGCAGCUGCUGGACGCCACUAUCGGGGCCUACAUCAACACCACGCACUCUCGCCUCACGCACAUCAGCCCGCGCCACUACAGCGAGUUCAUCGAGUUCCUCAGUAAGGCCAGAGAGACGUUCCUCAUGGCCCAGGACGGACACAUCCAGUUUACCCAGUUCAUAGACAACCUUAAACAGAUCUACAAGGGCAAGAAGAAACUCAUGAUGCUCGUACGGGAGAGGUUCGGUUGACGAAAGACUAAACGUUUAAAAAAAACUUUUGUGAUUGGUCGACGACGGAUCUAUUGAGGUGAAGAGAUGGAGAGCGAUCACGCCCCCUUUUACUUGAUCCCGCCUUUGUAUCCUUUUGUAACUUAAAAAGUGACGGAAAAAAUGGAAAAUGGAAAGAAAAAACAGAAAACAAGAAAAACGAAACGACUAAAAACAAACAAUAAAAAAAGCCACAUCGGUAUUAAUGUGUAUAUAGACCCUAUUUAGUUCACAAACAAACAAAAAAAGAACAUUUGUUGAGUGUGUGUGUGUGUGUGUGUGUGUGUGUGUGUGUGUGUGUGUGUGUGUGUGUGUGUGUGUGUGUGUGUGUGUGUGUGUGUGUGUGUGUGUGUGUGUGUCCCUUUAUAUGUAUGAAGGAGAAGUGUGAGAGAGAGAGAAAUACAAUCUUUUGGUUUCCACUGAGUAUAUGUUGUCCAGUGGCGAGAUGUCCUCAUAGCACUCCUGUUCCCCUUCUGUUGAAAGCUCACAGAGACAAACACGGCUUAAACCAAACGGAGCAACUCCAUCAGACGUGACAAGUACCUCGUACGGACCCAGCUUUACUCCCCCCUUGUCCUCACCACUCAGUGUAGUCAAAGUGUGCAAACGGUAGAAGUAAAAGAACAACACAAACAAACCGUUCACAUUUCUUGUUUUUCCUUUUAUUUACUGUUUUUGUUUCUUGAGUAACAGUGAUCACCAACUCCAGUCUGACUGUCUGCCAUGGCUUUGCAGUGUUGUUCACCCUGAUGCUACACACACACACACACACACACACACACACACACACACACACACACACACACACUAAACAAGCAAAUAAACACAGAAAAACACACCCACACUCAGAAACACUGUAAACACACCCUUGCAGAAAACACACACUUAUACUGUCAUAGUGCUUGCGCUUGUGGAAACUUAGCAACUGUCAACAUACAUUCUCAGGGAUUUCUCUAAAAAAAAAAAGGAAAGUGAAAAAAGAAAGAGUGAGAGCAUUUUAUUGUACUGUGUAUAUAUAAUAGUAUAUGUCUGAAUAGUGAAAAACAAAUGUAUACGUUAACUAAUUUAUAAAUAAUAUUCUAUGUAAUGCAAAAUACUUGAAGCUGCAGUACCUUGGUUUUUAUAGCAAAAACAUAUCAGAAGGACAAUUAAAAUGUGUCGCCUUGCGUUGCAUCAUCAGGGGCCAGGACAAAGGUCAAAGGUUAGGGGUCACUUCAGUAGGACUGUUAGCUGGGUGACCCCGCCGAGACAGACAGACUGACACCCACUGGACUGCUUGACAGGAACUGGCUGUUUGCAAAACAGGACAUGGAUGUUGUAUUUUGUAUGGACCAGCAAAAUAUAUAUAUCCUCCAGUUGUAGACACAGUUUCAUUGGGCACCGCAGAAGAAGAGGAGAGAGAGAGAGAGACUUCCCAGGAGCCAGAUCAGUGAGCCUUAGCGUUACAGAUGUCGAACAAGGGCCCAGUGCCUAUGAAGCCGUCAAAUGUAGAUCUGACAAAACCCCUGACUCUUUACUAAUAAUCAGCGUAGAAAUUUGGCCUGACCACGCCUCGUGUCUCCUUCCGCAGUGAUCAAGUUACAAAAAAGAAGCUCCAUUAUAUGCACAACAACCAACCAACAACAUGUACAUGCCUCCACAACCAACCAACCAACUUGUACAACAUGCCUCUUCUGCUGACUCCCUGACUUUGUGCAGGACAGACAGUUGCUAUGUAGGUCUUGACUGUUCCAACUUUUUUUAACGCUUUUUGUUAUUUAUGUUUCUCUCUUUUUGAAUUUUUUAAAUUUCUCUCUAGAAUUCCUCAACGAGAACAGCCUUCUUUCUUGCCUUGUCUUAAUGCUUUAAAACAACCAAACGGGAGUUCUAACUACCAAACUUCGUUCAUUAAAUUUAAAGCCAACCAACUUUGGUUACAACUUUUAGUGUCUUUAAUUUUUAGCUGACUGGUUUUGUGUUCAGUGCUUUGAAAAUCCCUUCUCCUCUGUUUGUUUUUGGGGUGCAGAAACGUUGUCUAGUGUCUCAUGUCCCCUCCUCCCCUAGAGGUUUGUCCGUAGUUCCUUUGUCCAGAGGCGCAAAUAUAAUUCAUAUUCCAUUUUAUUUAUUAUGAUAGGUAAACGAUUGUACUUCUUCAACAGUGUCAGCAUUGCUCAUGAAGUUGAAAUUCAGAUUUGAUACACCGAUAUCAAUUUAUUUAUGUAACUAAAUCACUGUUUUAUAAACUUGUUAAUGAUUCAACUUUUUUUUGUUGUUUUAAUUAAAAUUAGUUUUUUGAGAGGA